AUGUCAUCGUCAACUCAAUAUAAACUUCAUUAUUUUGAUGGUCGAGGUCGAGGUGAAGCAAUUCGUUUGAUUUUUGCUUAUGCUGGUCAGAAAUUUGAAGAUGUUCGUUAUAGUUUUGAUGAAUGGCCAAAAAAGAAAAAUGAUAUGCCUUUAGGUCAAAUUCCUCUACUAGAAACUAAUGGUCAACAAUUUCCUCAAUCAUUAGCUAUUGCACGUUAUGUUGCUCGACAAUUCAAACUUACUGGUAAAGAUGACCUCGAAUCAAUGAAAUGUGAUGUUAUUGUUGAUACAAUGAAUGAAUUUAAUCAAGAUUAUUAUCGAAUACGUUUUCAAGUCAAGGAUGAAGAUGAAAAACAAACAGAAAAAACAAAAUUUGUAACUAAAACUGUACCAGAAAAAGUAGCAGGGCUUGAAAAACUCUUGAAAAUGUAUGGUAAUGGUGUAUGGGCUGUUGGUGAUAAUGUAACAUGGGCUGAUCUUGUAAUAUAUGAUACGGUUGAAAAUCUUCUUGACAUGGAUGAUCAAGUGUUGAAUAAAUUUUCUACAUUGAAAAAACAUCGUGAAGCUGUAGAAAAAUUACCAAAAAUUGCUGCAUAUUUGGCUAAUAGAAAAAAAACACCAUUUUAA
Molecule: messenger RNA, 627 nt
Organism: Rotaria sordida
Lineage: Eukaryota; Metazoa; Rotifera; Eurotatoria; Philodinida; Philodinidae
Source: the annotation of a GenBank genome assembly